CAAAAACUCUAUUUCUCAAAAUAUUGAUCCAUGUCUGCAGUCUUCUAUUUUUAGGGCUGGCAUGGAUUGCAGUGUCAAAGUUGUGGGGACCUAAAUACCUGGUGGCACCCCUGCUCACACUGUAACAGCUGGGAAAGGCUCCAGCACCGCUGUGACACUGGAAUUGAUUAUUUAAAACAACAGUGAGUAUCUUAUCAGUGUGUACUUCAAAAAUCAGUCCUGUACUGCCAUCUUCAGUAUGAUAGAUGAGAUAACACAUAACAUGUGAACACUUCCCCCUUUUUGAACACCAUAAAGACAGAUAUGGUUUCAGCUCGAUUAUUUUAUAACAGGCUCAAAGUUCAGCAUUUGACACAGUUUAUACCUGAUCUAACCAGAUUCAACAAUGUGUGUUAAUCUGAUAAAUUCAUAUUUUUCCAGCAAUAUACUUUGAUUAACAAGAACUUGGAAUCUUAAGAAGCUAUUUUUUUUCCAAAACUCUGACCAUAUAUGAGGGAUCUGCAGUUGAUAAGCCGGGACCAAUAGAAGGCCAAAGGAUCAGACUGAAGAUUUUCAAGUGUCCUCUGAAGAAGACAGAGAGAGAGAGCAGCUCAGUAUGAUGUGGAAGUUGCCAAUAACUUCAAGGCAGCAGCUUCAGGAGGAACAACAGAGGAGGGAGGCUGCUGAAAAUACACUUGGCGACCUGCAGAACGAUAAAGAAAAGUUGGAGAAGAAGAAUACUGAAAUCAUCAAUCAGCUCCAGCACGAGAAAGAAACAUUAGAGGAGCUGAAGAAGCAGCUGGAGUCCAAAAAUCAGGAGCUUUCUGACAGCAUCAGUGAGCUUAACAGGGAGAAAAGGAUAAAGGAGAGUGAAAUAAACACCAUGAGGGUUCAGCUGGAGUCCAACAAACAGGAGAUGAUGAAAUCUGAGAGGGAGAAGGAUGAAAUCAUUACGAAGCUGAGGCAGACGAUCCUUACACUGGAAUCAAAGGCCAGUCUCCAGGAGGAGAAACAGAGAAGGGAGAAAGCUGAGAAACAAGUUCAGAUGUUGCCAACAGAAACAGAGGAGGAGAAACAGAACAAAGAGGAAACUGAGAAAAAAGUUCAGACCUUGCAGAUCAAAACAGAGAAGAUUUCUCACAUCAACAGUCCGUCCAAGCAGAAGAAAUAGACACUGAAGGAGCCUCAGAAAGAAGUCAAGGAACAGCCCAAGAAUCAGUGCUGUGCUUUCUGAUUUGAUUUUUAAAGAAUUAGUUUACAUUUAUGUUUACAUCAACAGCUGGUGUGACAAAGCAAAUUGCAAGGCACCCAUAUGUGUAUGCUUGUGUGCAGAACAGAGAGCAAUUUUAAAAUGUGUAACUUGAAUGCUGUUAUACCCCCAACUGGUCACAGCAGAUGUCCACCCCUCCCUGAGCCUGAUUCUGCUGGAGGUUUCUUCCUCUCAAAUCGGCAUUUUUCCUUCCCACUGUCACCAAGGAACUGGACUCACAUUGAGGUUUUUUGAUUGUUGGGGUUUUCUCUGUAUUAUUGUACGAUCUUUACAUGACAACAUAAUGAACUUUGACUUUGUGACUGUUGUUGUGAUUUGGUGCUAUAUAAAUAAAAUGUAA
Molecule: messenger RNA, 1589 nt
Organism: Oreochromis aureus
Lineage: Eukaryota; Metazoa; Chordata; Actinopteri; Cichliformes; Cichlidae
Product: low molecular weight neuronal intermediate filament-like
Exons: 9
Coding region: 596-1150 (184 amino acids)
Source: RefSeq, a predicted model, not a curated record